AUGUCUUUUCAAUCUCCUGUUUCGAAGUGCAGAACGACCAUUGAAGGUCUGGGCACGCUGGAUGGUCUCCAAUAUGCCAAUGGAGUACAGCAAUUUUGUGGAAUUCCAUAUGCACAUCUUUCCAAGCGCUGGACGCGUUCAAAACUGAAGACUUGGUGGGAGAAUAAUCACCAUGACGGAACCAAGCUAGGGAAUGACUGCCCAAGUCCAAUCGUCGACGGCGACGAUGCAGACGAGUUGGUUCCAGUUCCACCAUCUGCACAUCUACCAUCAAUUCAGUCCGUCGAUGAACUCUCCGGGCUGGUCAUGAAUAUUGUGAUCCCACACACGCCGAAGGAACCACUCCCCGUGUUCGUCUACGUCCACGGUGGAUCUCUCCUCUAUGGCGGCGCAAACCUACCCAUCUUCGACGCAGUCAAUCUAGUCUCGCGUAGUAUCUCAAUCAACAUGCCUAUCAUAUGCAUCAAUUUCAACUACCGCGUCGGGAUCGGCGGUUUCCUCGCCGGUUCAAGCAUUGCCCGUGAACUGCAGGACGAUGGAUAUCACGGGAGUGGUAAUUUCGGAUUCACCGAUCAACAAGUCGUCUUCGACUGGGUCCAAACAUAUAUCGGGUCUCUGGGCGGCGAUGCCAAGAGAGUGACUGCGGUAGGCGAAUCGGCCGGUGGAAUCUCAAUCAGCAAUCAAUUACUCGCUGCAAGACCACCAAUCUUCAACCGUGCCAUCUGCAUGUCUGGUCUGUCACCUGCGAUCCCUGCUUGGACGAUGGAGCAACAUGAUAGCUUUUUCGAGGCUGUUUGCCGACAUUUCGAUAUAGAUCCUGCUGGCAAUGCGAUAGAGAAACUGCGGGCUAUUCCACAACAGGAACUGGCCAAUGCAUCGCCUGCUAUCCAGGGUGUUCCGUCUGGUACGGGGAAUCCGUGUCUUGAUGGGUGGUUUUAUCGGGGGGAUCCGCGCGACACACACGUUCCUCCAUCUUGGUUGGAUGGGUUUAUGAUUGGGGAUGUCUAUCAUGAAGGCGUCAUCUUUCACAUCAAUUUGUUGGGUCAAACUUACACUUCGAUCCGACGAAUUCUGCAACGAUACAUUGACGAUGAUUCGAAUACCGAUCAGAUUCUGGCUGCGUAUGGGAUCUCUGAGGAUCUAGCACAGGAUGCUCUGUUAGAGCGUGUGGAGCAUAUGUGCGGCGAUGCUAUUUUCAAAAUCCCCAAUUAUGCAACAGCGCAGGAAUGCCGUCGCCAAGGUUGGCUGCGAGAUAAGCUAUUCUUGUAUCAUUUUGAUCAACGGUCUCGGAUUCGUAACUCCUUUGAAGGCACGGCAUAUCAUGCCCAUGAAUUGCUUUACUUGUUUGGGAACUUGGAAAAUGAAAUGGAUGAGACCGAAAAAUCGAUGGCGCGGGAGUUUAGUUCUGCCUGGAUUCAAUUUGCAAAUGGGGUUGCGCCGUGGAAUGGAGGUGAUAGAAGGUGGAUGGUUUGGGGACCUGAUUGCCGAGGCGAGGUGAAGACUGAGGCUGCAGAUGAGGCUGUUAGAGACUAUGCUCGCAUGGAUAUGGUCCUGGGGCUAGGGGACUGGAGGCAAUGGCUUGCUGCGGUAGAUGCCCUUGUCAAUAGACGGCAGUGA
Molecule: messenger RNA, 1617 nt
Organism: Penicillium salamii
Lineage: Eukaryota; Fungi; Ascomycota; Eurotiomycetes; Eurotiales; Aspergillaceae
Source: the annotation of a GenBank genome assembly